GAUAAGAAAAAACCCGGGAGAAGAAGAACUCGCACAGCGUUCCUUACCCUCACCCGCGCUUUUUGGAGGUGAAGGAUUUUCCGCUGAAAACUAUAAAUAUCGUUUCAGUCAAUACUGAAUCACCAGUUUCAAUCGCUCUCUGCUCCCAUCGCAACCUAGUGCACAUACUGCAAACAAUGGCUAUCUUUGCGAAAAUUGCAAUUUUGGCAUUUGUGGCAGUGGCGGUAAGCGCCCUCCCCGCACCAGAGCCGGCUCCCGCUGCCGAGGCCCAGCCGGAGAAGGGACCAGAGGCGGAACCAGACGCGGAGCUGGUUAAGGUGCAAAACGGAAAGAUUGCCCCCGCAGCCGCGCAGGAGGACGACGAGACCCUCAAAACGGCCAACUCCUACGGCUUCGGAUACGGCUACCCCGGCGGCUAUGGAUACACACCUUACUACGGCGCAGCUGGCUAUCCCUACCCCGGCGGAUACGGAUAUGGCUACGGAUACCCGUACUACGGUUACAAUCACUUCUAUGGACAUUACCCCUACGGUGGAUUCCAUGGCGCUUUUUACGGCUAAAUCACUGAUCUCUCUAUCGAUAAUCAUCCAAUGUCUGCCAAAGCUUCUCACUGCAUCGUCACUUUUACUGAAAAAUACUCCUAAUAUCUGCUUCAUUUAAAUGCAGAUUGAAAUGGAACAUUAGAAAUCUAAACUUUAAAUGUCAAUAGUGCCUUGCCUUUUUUGUAUCAAUAUUUUGUAAAUAGCCCAUUUUUCAUGCAGAUUUGCUGGACUGAGCUAAGCGCUUAUGGUUCAAAAGAUUUUUGUUUUAUAAUGAAGGGUAUACUGUGCAAUAAUUUAAAGUUUCAAGGAUGAAAAUACUCAUUGGGAGCUCCCGAGAUCGUGAAGUAUUUUUUUACUGAAACUUAAUUAUUUGCAACUUUCAUUUUGUUUUUAGCUUAUCGCAGAUGUCAUAAAUAUUCUCGCCAAAUACACACAAAAAUUAGUGCAGUUUUUUUAUCUCAGUCCAGCAAAUAUUUUCAUUAACACCUAAUCAUCAGCUCAUGUAACGUUUAAGUUAUACUUUUUUACUGUACAUUUUUUGUAGGAUUUUGAAAAUAAAAAACCUCAACUUGUGGUAAAUUUCUA
Messenger RNA from Bemisia tabaci, 1127 nucleotides. RefSeq lists its product as uncharacterized. The record is from RefSeq and is a predicted model, not a curated record. Lineage: Eukaryota; Metazoa; Arthropoda; Insecta; Hemiptera; Aleyrodidae.